GGCGGCCCCCGCAUGCAUGGCCGAGAGGGGCGCCACUUACGACGCGCCAAGAGCUUGUCAAUAAACAUGUAUUUCUCGGCUCGACAUCAACGUGCACCCCCACCACCACUCUUGUCUCCCGGAUCUUGCCUCCCGCCUUCGUCCUCCGUCUAACGUAACCACAGUGUACUUCUCUAUUUCAUCCCAAAUACGCACAGCGCGACUCCAAGAAGAAGAAGAAGAACAUCUUAUUAGCAUCUAUCCGUCGCGUCGCUGCAAGCAGAGCUAGCGGAUUGCAUCGUCAUGGGUUCUUGGGUGCGCACCAUCACGUCGCCCUUCAGGAAGAUGCUCAACCCACAGCGCGACGGCAAGACGAAGACGCCGCGCCACCACCACCACCACCAAUCUCCUUCUCCUUCUUCGUCAGCCAUGGAGCAGAGCGGCGAGAUGGACAGGUCGCAGCUCUACGGCGAGGUGAUGGCGUGCACGUACGAGGACGUGCAGGUCAUGUGGACCAUGCUCGACAAGGCCAGGACCUGCGCCGCCGCCGCCGCCUCGUGACCGCGCGCCAUAGAUGACCUUCACAUGAAACCUUUAUUUUUUUUUACAGUAGUUGGUUUUGUAUAGCAUGUUUCCAGCCGUCUGAUGAAUCCCCGCUGCUGCCACAGACGCGCGCGCGACACACGGAGUGCGUGUGUGAGCUAUCUUGGAGAGAUUUAGUGACUGUGCCAACAUUAAUUUAGCAUGUGUUUACUUAAUCUUGAGGCCAUCAUCUUCUGUUUCCUCUUUGGUGUCAGAGAUGCAUGCAUGUGUACUCAUCAUCCGAUACAUGCCAGGGUUUAUAUAUGUUAUUUCUGGAGAUCUGAACUGCCUCUGCAUAUAUAUAUAGUUCUGCACUAGCUUUUAUUGGUU
This is a messenger RNA of Zea mays, 891 nucleotides long. RefSeq lists its product as uncharacterized. The coding region runs from base 283 to 540 and encodes 85 amino acids. The record is from RefSeq and is a predicted model, not a curated record. Lineage: Eukaryota; Viridiplantae; Streptophyta; Magnoliopsida; Poales; Poaceae. The transcript is spliced from 3 exons.